This is a messenger RNA of Gossypium raimondii (Peruvian cotton), 3521 nucleotides long. RefSeq lists its product as uncharacterized. Bases 331 to 2967 code for a protein of 878 amino acids. The record is from RefSeq and is a predicted model, not a curated record. Lineage: Eukaryota; Viridiplantae; Streptophyta; Magnoliopsida; Malvales; Malvaceae. The transcript has 11 exons. Gene Ontology annotation, cellular component: Ino80 complex.
CCACUCUUCUCCCUUCUAUCUCUAUCUCUUAACAUAACAUUCUCUCCUCUUUGCCUUUCUCUCUGUUUAUUGGAUAAACUUCAAACCCUUUCUUUUGUUUCCUCUUUUUUCCUCUCUCGCCGUUUCUUCUAAUCCCAAAUUCUUCACGUCCCUUUUCUCUCCCCCUUCGUUUACCCUCUGUUUUUUUUUUUUUUGCCUUUUUCUCAAUCCACUCGUUCCAAGAUUAUGUGUUGUGCCUGCUGCUAUGGUUGUGAAGCUCCUUUUCUGGUGGAUUAUUAUUGGUUGAAAGCAGAAAAUGUUUGCUGCCUUUUCUUUUGACAUCUGAUAUCAAUGGCAGCUGACCAACGGAGAAAACGACUGAAUGGUGCAAGCAUUGCUGGCUGCAAUUCUUGGGACCAAUACAGAACCAAAAAGAAAAAACUAGAGUCUCCAAGAAAUGAUCUAAACACAAAAUGUUGUAUUUCCCUUGAGUGGGACGGGAACCAAAAAAAAGUUGUUGCCAAAAGGGAACAAAUUGGCAUAAGUUGGCGGCAUUUAAGACCAUUUACAGAUUCCACAGUACAUUACCACAAAGUCUUGGCAGAUGUUUUGACUCUUCCUCAUGAAAUUUUUGACUUAGAGAACUUGAAAAGGGUGCUUUCGUAUCAGGUUUGGCAGACUCAUCUGUCUGAAAAUGAGAGAAAUCUUCUGAUGCAGUUUCUUCCCACAGGGAUAGACAAAGAGCAGACUCUGCGAGCAUUAUUUUCUGGAGAUAACUUUCACUUCGGAAAUCAUUUUCUUAAAUGGGGUGCAUCACUUUGUUCGGGUCAUCUUCACCCUGAUAAAGUUAUUAAGGAGGAACGGCGUUUGAAGGCCGAGAAGAAAGCUUACUACUCAGAGUUACAGGACUACCAUAAUGAUACCAUAGAUUAUCUGCAAAAACUGAAGGAAAAAUGGGAAAGCUGCAAAGACCCAGAACAAGAAAUUGUGCAGAAGUUAUGGAGGUCAAAAAGGGUUGGUAAGAAAAGGGUUUUCUCACAUUCGAAUGAAUCUAGGCUUGGCAACGUUGAGCAAGAUGUUACAGCGACUUCUGAAUCUUCUUCUUGGGUUGCAGAUGAGAAAGCAUGCAGUAGUGAUAACCAGAACUCUUCUGCUCUGAAGGAUGGAAAGAUACAAAGAAGUAUGUACAAGAAAAGGAUCAUCAAGGACAAAGGUGAAAUGCUCUUGACUGCACCAGAUUAUUCACCGACUGUGGAAGCAAGACCCAAAAAAGGUGACAAGAUACGCAAGCACAAUAUUCAGCACUGUGAUGGUGCUAAAUACAUGUCAUGUUUUAAGAUAAGCAAGAAGCAACAUGAUCUUUUUAAGAAUAUGGAACAGUCUGGUAAAAGCAUUCAAUCUAGGUCUCUCACCCGUGUUUUAGGUGACAUCGAUACCUUGCAUGUGCAACCAUAUGAGGUAUUCGUGGAAGAAGAACAGAGAAGGUUGCAUGAACAUUGGUUGAGACUGGUAAAGGAAGACCUCCCUGCAUCAUAUGCAAACUGGAGAGAGAUACAGUCGCAGAAAUGGAAAAUAACCAGGUCGUUGGAGCAAGAGAUGAAAGAGAAACUAGUUACGCUGCUGGAGGAUGAAGAGGAUGAAGAUACAUUGGUCCAGAAUCAGGAAGACAAUGUUGUUACAAAUUUGCCUGUUCUAGAUGUAGAGGAAGAGAAUCCUGAGAAGUUGCUCGAAUAUCAAAAGGAUACUGAAGCAAUAGAAAGUGAGUCCAGCAUGGAAGAUGGGGAGUCUAGUCUGGCCUUACCACAGAAUCAGUCUCCACAGCAGAUUUCUUCUAUUGAUAGUGGCCGGUUGUGCAAUUAUGCGGAGUCUGAAAACAAUGAGAACCUCUCAAAAUCAGAUGUUGCAUCUUCAAAUGUAUCCGAGCACUCAGACAAUUUGAACACUGCUGAUGCAACUGUUAGUCAGGAAGUUCCCGUCUCUUCUGCUGAAAUUGUUUGGCCAGCAGAUAGCAUGCCACACUCUUACCAUGAUUCUACUGCUGGCCACAAAUGCACAUCUACCAGUGGAUUGCCAUUUAUUCAUCAAGACAAUGAAGACCAACAGAACCGAAUGAUUGAUCUGGAAUCAGACUCGCACAAAGAAAGUACUGGAAAGGAUUUGUUGCAUAGACUUUCUGAAGAUGGUUCCUUUAGUUAUACAAAUCAGGACCGAAAUGAGAUGCUUCAAUCUUUCUUCAAAGAUCAGGGAGUGCCGCCAUAUCAUAUUGAGCAGAAACAGGCAGGGCUAGAUUUCCAGCCCCCAAAAAAUCUAUUGAUGGGAGAUGGUCAUUUUAAUGGGCAAUUUCAGGAGCAGUUGCAGUCAUCAUUGCUGUUAGAGGAGAGGCAAAAGAGGCAGAAUGAGGUUUAUAUGGGACAGAACAUGCCACAAAAUAUUUACUCCACUGGGGGUAGGUACUUGUCACUGAGGCAAGAACACCUGCCUUCAGAAAAUAUGCAAGAUUGGGCAGUCACUCCUGCCCGCGUGCCAGCGCCUUUCCAACAUCCGUUGAACAGUAGAGAACUGUUUAGUCAAAACUGGUUUACUGGAGAGCAUCAAGUUCCAGUUCGUGGUGGAUGGGCUGGUUCAGAUGGUUUUAGUGGCCAAAGUCAGAGUAUCAUGGGUGCAAGCAAUGCAGAUCAGAGCUUUUUUGGUGUUCUAUCUCACUGUAACCAAUUUCAUUCGAGCAGCCCUUAUGAAUCAAUGGGCUCUACCGGGCAGUUCAUUCCACAGAGGAACAAUGGAAUGGUGAGGGGGGGCCCUUCUGGAAUAAUUGGAAAUAGUAUGCAGCAAGCUGCUCUUCCGUUCGAUUAUUUAGGUACUUGUGAUACAACUUCCUCAUUGAUGGCUGCUGAUGAUUCAGGAUGGAUGAACAUACAACAUCAGAAUCCUGCUUUGCAUGAUCCAAUGGGGAAACCAUAUUUAAGGUCAUGGAAAGGGUCCUUUUUUUAAUUUUGUUUGUGGAGUGGAAGGCCUAAAGUUCAUCAUUCAUGAACUGGCUUGGAUGAUUGCGAGAUAUGCUGAACAAAUACUUCAUGUGAUUGGUGGUUCGUUCCUAUAAUUAUUUUUAGAGGGAUGGUAGAGAAAUCGACUUUCUAGGUUACAAGAUUCCAAAGAUAGGUCUCUGUACAUACCUAUACAAAGAGCCAACUGAACUCAACACAAAACAAACACAAACUAUUAGGUGGGAUGGUGGGAGGUAAGUCGUGACUUAUGAAGGAUGAAAAAACCCUGGCAUGGCAUCUCAUAUUUGGUAGAUUUACAUAUCACAACUUAGGUUUCUUUUUCUUUUUCUUUUUUUUAUAUUCCCUCUUUUGAUCCCAUUGACUAUAUCAAGUACAUUCAAUAAUGUUGGAGGCUUUAAUUACAGCUGCUUCUUUGUCUCUUAGUUGAAUAAUGUGUUUCUAUGGUGUUGUGGAUUUGGUAACAGUACAAGAGAAUGACAAGGACUUUGUAUUUAAAUAUUUACAAAGAAUUUCAAAGUGUGAAACAAAUAGUCACUGCCA